Molecule: messenger RNA, 927 nt
Organism: Asparagus officinalis (garden asparagus)
Lineage: Eukaryota; Viridiplantae; Streptophyta; Magnoliopsida; Asparagales; Asparagaceae
Product: LOB domain-containing protein 24-like
Exons: 2
Coding region: 1-675 (224 amino acids)
Source: RefSeq, a predicted model, not a curated record
AUGUCUGCUUCCAACUCGAGUUACAAUAUCUCUAAAGAAUCCAAUCUUAGGAGAUGUGCUGCAUGCAAAUAUCUACGGAGAAGAUGCUCUCAAGAUUGUGUUUUAUCUCCUUACUUCCCUCCAUCAAAUCCUCAGAGAUUUGCUUGUGUUCAUAGGAUUUUUGGGGCUAGCAAUGUCACUAGAAUGCUUCAGCAACUCCCUGCUCAUCUGCGAGCUCAAGCAGCGGAUGCAAUCUCAUCGGAGGCAUACUGGCGAGUGAAUGACCCUGUUUAUGGGAGUGUAGGGAUCAUAGCGAGGCUGCAUGAGGAUAUCUACAUGCACCAACACGAGCUUGCUCUGACUCGAGCUCAGAUUGCCAUGCACGCUGCUCAGCAUCAAUAUCAGGUUAACUCUGACCAUCCACCUGAGAUUCAGACCCAGACUCAGCAGUUGGAUUCGCUUGCUCUUCAAACUCAGACUCAGAUCCAGACUCAGCAGUUGGAUUCACUUGCUAUUCAGACUCAGCAUCGGUAUCAGGUUACCUCUGGCCAUCCACCUAAGAUCCAGACCCAAACUCAGCAGUUGGAUUCACUUGUUCUCCAGACUCAAGAGUCGAAUCCAGACUCAGCAGUUGGAUUCACUUGCUAUUCAGACUCAGACCCAGACCCGUUCCCGGCAAUUGGAUUCACUUGCUAGGAUUGACGAGAGAAAUGUUGACGACUUCUCAAAUCUUCCCGAGUUCUUGUAAGACUUUUGCACUAGCGAUUUUCAUUCUUAAGCAUGGGACAAUUAAAUAAAUAGAGCGAGUCAUCAUUCCGUAGUGUAAGAUUUACCCAACUGAGCUCCUACUUUGUUUUGAUGGAAAUAAAUCACAAAGGAAUUGCCCUUUUAACGUAAGGAAUAAAUUUGUCUUUCUGCUCAUCUCCAUAAAUCAACUGUUAACCUAAU